AUGGACCGGUACGACCGGCAGAAGCGCUUGUGGGGUGCUUCGGGACAGCAAGGAUUACGGCAUGCGCACGUCUGUGUUAUUGGGGGCGCGGAUGGCGGACUUUGGUGCGAAGUAGCUAAGAAUCUUGCUCUAUCUGGGGUCGGGGCAGUCAGGAUUAUAUCUACUGGGAGCAGUGACGAUAGUUACGAACGGUUCUUUCAGCCAGCAGAAUUGUGUUCGCUGAACACAGAUGUCGGCUGGAGUUUCUCCUCAUGGAAGGGCGCGGCGGUGGCUGCCGAGCAGUGGUCUGAGUGCUCGGCAUUGAUCGUAACAACGGGGGCACCUGGCGUCGUCGAAGAGGUGACUGCCAAGUGGCGUGAGCGCAAGAUGCCAGUGCUAUUAUCAGCGCACUGCGCGUCUGUCUACGGCUACGUGCGUCUGCUGUCGCCAGAAACACAUUGCGUUAUUGAGGCGCAUCCACAGCACCGCGUGCCAGACCUACAGCUCUACGCAGGAUGGGGAGAACUCGAUGAGCUUUGUGGGAAAACCGCAGUCUCGCAGCUGGACCCUGAGGAGAGGCAGGAUGUGCCUUUUGCAGUUCUCCUGCGCAGUGCUGUACGUUCUCUGGGCAGGAAGCCUGCGUCGCGAGAGGAAGCCCGAGCCGCGCUCGAUGAUUUGUAUACCCCGAAUCAUUCUGGGGCAACUAUAGAGGAUAUGAACUUCCUUGAAGCAGUCAAGUAUGCACAUUUGGCACUUGCCCCAACCGAACCGGUGCUGCCUCGGGUAGCCGAGGCGUGGGCUGCCAUGCCGCCAGAUCUGGAACAAGUGGGUGACCCCUUCAACCGGCAAUUCUGGGUUCUGGUGCGUGCUUUGAAGCAGUAUUUCACGGCUUAUGGAAGCCUCCCACUUUCUGGCGAGCUACCUGAUAUGGAAUCCAGUACGGUGAGGUACUAUGAACUGAAGGACUGCUACGAGCAGAAAGCAAGGGCAGACAGAAAGAGACUUGCUGGCUUUCUGUCUUCUACAAUCCCGGAUGCUGUAAUUGAUGCGUUUUGUAGGAAUCUGCGGUAUCUGAGAAUUAUCCGACCUUCAAAGUUGAUAGGGUUGGACGAAAGUCUGUCAGAAUUGAAAAGAGUGAAUACAGAUGGAGCAAUGCUCCUUUCAGCUUUACUCUCUAUUCAGUACGGAAUUCAAGAGCCGACAGUUAACAAAAAGGGAUCAGAAUAUUUAAACAACAUCAAUCGCUUCUCUGGUAGUAAUUUCUAUCCAACUGUCGCCUUUAUCGGAGGUGUGCUUGCUCAAGAGGCUACCAAAUUCCUGACACACCAGUAUGUACCCAUCGAAAACACUUUUGUAUAUGAUGGUCUAUUAAAUACUACUGAAACUAUCAUGCUUUAG
This is a messenger RNA of Eremothecium gossypii ATCC 10895, 1377 nucleotides long. It is a transcript of the gene ULA1, whose product is annotated as Ula1p. Gene Ontology annotation, biological process: protein neddylation. Gene Ontology annotation, cellular component: cytoplasm. NCBI's taxonomy places the organism in Eukaryota, Fungi, Ascomycota, Saccharomycetes, Saccharomycetales, Saccharomycetaceae. The record is from RefSeq and is marked provisional. The coding region runs from base 1 to 1377 and encodes 458 amino acids. Gene Ontology annotation, molecular function: NEDD8 activating enzyme activity. The transcript has a single exon.